GAUGAGGCAAGCUGCGAUAUUUGUGGUAUGGCGCUAUCCAGCAAAACAGUACGUGUACAUUGUGCCGAUGCAGCGUGUGCCGAUGACUGGGAUGCGUGCGUCACAUGUUUUGCUUCAGGCCAGUCGAAGCCAGAGUCACCACAUAAACCCUGGCAUGCCUAUCGUCUCAUCUCGCCGGUUGAACGGCCCCUCUUUGCGCCAGAUUGGAGUGGUGAUGAGGAAUUACUCCUCCUGCAAGGAAGCGAAAAGUACGGUCUCGGCAACUGGGCGGAUGUUGCUGAGCAUAUUGGCAAUCGACGUACAAAGGAAGAAUGUGAUGCGCAUUACCUCGAAACGUACAUCAAGAGCCCCAUGUAUCCCUUGCCGGACCUGAAUGUUCAGAUUGAAUAUGACGCUGAAGCAUUUCAGGCACGCAAGCGACGUCGCAUCGAUGCGCGUGCUGCCAUUCAAAAAGCACCACCACCCACAAAAUCAAAGCCCAUUACGAGUACACCCUCUUGUCACGAAGUCCAAGGCUACAUGCCUGGUCGUCUUGAAUUCGAGCAUGAGUAUGAGAAUGAGGCAGAAGUCAGUGUCAAGGAUCUGGAAUUCGAUCAAGAUCUCGCCGAGGGCAAUGAGGAUGAGGUGCAGCUCAAGUUGACCAUGCUGGAUAUUUAUAACAGCCGGCUGACACGACGAGCGGAUCGGAAGCGCGUUAUUUACGAACACAACAUGCUUGAAUACAAGCGACACCAAAAUAUCGAAAAGAAGCGCACAAAGGAGGAGAAGGACUUGGUGCAGCGGACAAAGCCUUUUGCCAGGCUACUCAGCAUUGCAGAUUAUGAGUCCUUUCUUGAGGGCUUGUUGAAUGAGCAUAAUUUGCGCAAACGCAUUGUCGAGCUGCAGGAGUGGCGCAGACAAGGCUUGACAAGUAUGGAGCAAGGUCCCAAGUAUGAAAAGGACAAGGCGCAUCGGCUACUCAUGCGGUCGACGGGCAUGGGUCUUCAUGGCUCUCGCUACAGUCGACCAGAAGAAAAAGUGAAAAAGCAUACGGGUGCGCAUAUUGGUAUUGCGCAAGCACACGAUGUUCAGCUGUUGUCGCGAGAAGAGCAAUCUCUCUGUUCAAAUUUGCGCAUGCUACCAAAGGCAUACUUGGUCGUCAAGGAAACUCUCAUUCGUGAACUUUGGCGGACAGGUGGUGCGCUGUCAAAAAGGAAUGCUCGGCAAUUGCUGAAGCUUGACCCAGCCAAGACAACGAAGGUGUUUGAGUAUCUUGCGCAGUUUGGCUUGGUCACAUAGACCCAUUUUUUGAUGACAUCAACGAGGUUCAUAGCAGGACUCAUGUAUAACAUUCACCACUC
This is a messenger RNA of Protomyces lactucae-debilis, 1340 nucleotides long. RefSeq lists its product as uncharacterized. Bases 28 to 1278 code for a protein of 416 amino acids. Gene Ontology annotation, molecular function: transcription coactivator activity; protein binding; chromatin binding. Lineage: Eukaryota; Fungi; Ascomycota; Taphrinomycetes; Taphrinales; Protomycetaceae. The transcript has a single exon. Gene Ontology annotation, biological process: regulation of transcription by RNA polymerase II; chromatin remodeling. The record is from RefSeq and is a predicted model, not a curated record. Gene Ontology annotation, cellular component: SAGA-type complex; nucleus.